Linnemannia hyalina is the source of this 2187-nucleotide messenger RNA. The record is from the annotation of a GenBank genome assembly. Lineage: Eukaryota; Fungi; Mortierellomycota; Mortierellomycetes; Mortierellales; Mortierellaceae.
AUGUCAUCGACACCAAAGUCAAUCAACAGACUCGCCCCAGAGAGAAGACCUUCCCAGGACCUCAUCUCCUCAUCGCCCCAUCGUGAAGCUACAAACCGUCUCCUCUCCUCCUCUCCUUCCAUCCCCCCAUUCUUUGCCAGACCCGCUUCACGCCAGAGCAACAACACCGGAGACAACCAAGGCUUGGGAGCUCAGACCCCAACCUCCUCCUGGAGAUCCCCUUCUACCCUCCAAAACUACCGUUCUGACGACGUUGCUGGUGAUACUUCCAACAACUACUAUAUAAACAACAACAGGUCAGGACUCGACAGCAGCAGCAACAGCAUCCACGGCAGCUACGCCGGAAGCAACUCUGGCUACCUCGACGCCAUGAACGCCGUUGUCGAUAUCCCCGCCGAUGAAGCCUCCAAGGUUGUCAAGAAGCACCUCGUCCUCAACUCGGCCUCCCGCGACAGUCUCGACUCUGACCGCAACGACAACGGUGGCGGACCCUCCUCUAGUUCGAAUGGACACAACAACAACAACAAUCACAACAACGAUGGUGCCGGAUCAGUAGAUAUCGUCGACUACACCACCGCCUUUAAACUCCCUGGAGGCGCCAUCACUCGUGAUGUCUACAAGUGGCAGGCCGAUCAGGAGAAUGAGCAAAACCGACGAGGAGACGGUAUUGGUCAUAUCAGAAGUAGACGAUCGCGCUCGUUCCAUCUCCCAAGACCAAUGGAGCCAUCGAUGUCGACCUUGAAGCAGCCCGGUGGAAUGCGUAGAUACCACAUGAUUAUGAAGGCAGAGGCACAUGGACGCCAGGCAAACGUCUUUACAAAGAGCUUUAUCGACUUCUUGGCCAUGUACGGUCAUUUCGCCGGAGAGGAUCUCGAUGACGAGGAAGGUGGCGAUUUUGAGCCAGCUGUCUACGACGAGGAGGAAGGCGAGGGUGAGGGCGAGGAAUCAGGAUCAUCCAGGACCGAAGCGACUCCCUUGAUCCCAAAGGCUCAGCAAACCCCACAGGGCGAUGCCACACCCGCCAAGGCUGUCUUCUUGCUCCUCAAGUCCUUUGUUGGAACGGGAAUCAUGUUCUUGCCCAAGGCGUUCAACAACGGUGGUAUCUUGUUCUCAUCAGUGUUCUUGGUAGCGAUUGCCGCCAUCUCCCUCUUCUCUUUCCUGCUCUUGGUCGAGUCCCGUCAGGUGGUGCCUGCUUCCUUUGGUGACAUUGGAGGACAUCUCUAUGGACCAGCCAUGCGUCUCUCUGUCCUCUUUGCCAUUGCCAUCUCCCAGGUCGGUUUCGUGUGUGCCUACAUGAGCUUCGUCGCCACCAACCUCGAGGCCCUCGCCCGCAACGUGCUCGAUGCCUCUGAGAUGUACCCCUCCUACUUCUUUGUCAUCAUCCAGCUCAUCGUCUUUAUUCCUCUCGCUCUGAUCCGCAACAUUGCCCGUCUUUCCUUCACGGCUGUCGUUGCUGAUGUCUUCAUCUGUUUCGGCCUCAUUUACAUGUACUACUUUGAUAUCUCUACCUUGAUUAUCGAUGGCCUCAGCGAUGUUGUCCUCUUCAACCCCAAGGACUUUGCUCUAUUUAUCGGAACUGCUGUGUUCACGUUUGAGGGCAUUGGAUUGAUUAUCCCUAUUACAGAGUCGAUGAAGGAGCCCGAAAAGUUCCCCAAGGUGUUGACAGGAGUUAUGAUCGGUAUCACUGUCCUUUUCACCUCCGUCGGUGCUCUGUCGUAUGCCACCUUUGGAUCCAAGACCCAGACGGUCAUUCUCUUGAACUUGCCUCAGCAGAGUCAUAUGGUCCAGUCUGUCCAGGCAUUGUACUCGAUUGCUAUCAUGCUCUCGAUCCCCCUUCAACUCUUCCCUGCCGUCCGUAUCAUGGAGAACGGCCUGUUUACUCGCUCGGGCAAGUACAACAUGCUUGUCAAGUGGCAAAAGAACUUUUUCCGAAUCCUCUCCCUCUUUGCCUGCGCAGCCAUUGCCAUCUGGGCUGGAGAGGACCUCGACAAGUUUGUCUCCAUCGUCGGUUCCGUGGCCUGUAUCCCGUUGGCAUACAUCUUCCCAGCCAUGUUCCAUUACAAGACACACCCUAACCCCAAGACGCGUGUCUUUGAUGUGCUCCUGUGCGCCUUUGGAGUCAUUACUAUGGUCUACACCACUGGUAACACUAUCUACGAGUGGAUGGUGCCUGAUGAGAAGCCUUAA